Trichomycterus rosablanca is the source of this 2170-nucleotide messenger RNA. It is a transcript of the gene atf5a, whose product is annotated as activating transcription factor 5a. The transcript is spliced from 4 exons. Gene Ontology annotation, biological process: regulation of transcription by RNA polymerase II. The coding region runs from base 351 to 1892 and encodes 513 amino acids. The record is from RefSeq and is a predicted model, not a curated record. Gene Ontology annotation, molecular function: DNA-binding transcription activator activity, RNA polymerase II-specific; RNA polymerase II transcription regulatory region sequence-specific DNA binding. Lineage: Eukaryota; Metazoa; Chordata; Actinopteri; Siluriformes; Trichomycteridae. Gene Ontology annotation, cellular component: nucleus.
UUGGUGAGCGCGUGACGCAGCCGGUUGCUAGGUGUGGAUGACCUGCUGAUGCGCGUUCACUCAAUUAAGCAGAUUCUCAGUCAUCAAGUCGAUCACAACAAAGCGGGAGAGAGAAAGAGAGCGGCUGUAUUUCUGUCCUGUCCACAGCGCAGGAAACAUGGCUUUCUGAUUCCACCACCGCGUCCACUCCUCCACAAGCGCCGUGCUUUGCUCUAGCAACGCACCCCAACUCAUAAACAUAAUGGAGUUUCAUAAUGCGUACCCAGCCCUAUUUUCUGUGGCUCAACUCUCAAACUACAUUAACACCCAUCAAACGAUCGGACAGUUGAAACGUACAAUCGACGGACAGGAUGAUGGCAAUGUCAGCGCCCAUAUGGAAGGCUCUUCUUGGAUGCCCGGCAGACCCCCUCGCUCUCUCUCACCCACAGGCUAACCACAACCAAUUGGAGAGGCGCAGAGGGGAGGGGCCUGAGGAGAGACAGCAUUUAAUUGGUGAUGGUCUCAGUGACUGGAUGACGGAAGAAGUGGAUUUCUCCUCGUACCUCCCAACCCCUCAUCCCUCUCCCUCCCCUAGUGCAUCCCUGCCCCCGUCACCCCUCCAGAAUGACAUCCAGGUACCCUCAGAUUUGGAGGUCAUGACAUCUCUGCUGCAGGAGGAGCUUGCUCAGUUGGAGGAUUACUUCCUGUCUGACCCGCUCCCAGAGAAAGCCUCUAAACUCGGCAAAUGUGAUAAGGGGCCAACACCAGUGGGUCCACCAUCAUACUACCAGUUACCCUAUGCAUCAUAUUCAUCUUCCAGCCAAUCAGAAUCUAGCCCCUUACUUGUUACCCUAGCAACUGGGGAACUAGACCUGCUGAGCCUUUGUGGGGGUCCCAUCGGCCGAUCGAAGACACCUAGACACUCACCUUACAGUUGCAGCCGCCCCAAUGUCAGCAUUUGCGGACGCAAAAGAGUUUCCGAUGGGGUAAAAGUUAGCGAAGGCUAUGAGAAUAGCAUUUGGAGUUCCAAAGGAAAUACCUCAGGUAACUCAGCUGUUCCACUGAGUGGGACGUACAGCUGUGUGGAGGAUGAACGGGUGGUUGGCAAAGGGUACUGCCUGGGCAGUGCAGUGGAGAUCCGAAGAUGUGCCAUUUUACCCAAAGAAGAGAAGAACUGCCACUACACAGAAGGCUCCAUUGGUAUAAGCAAGAUCGUAAAUGGUAGCUAUGGCUUUGGUGGGCCAAUUCAAGUCCCACACAAGAAGGAAGAGAUGUAUGGUACCAGAGAAGUCAACAUAAAUGGAAUGGGCGGAGGUGCAGAAAUAGAAAUGAUGCCUGAAGGCAAAACUGGCAUUGGUGAUAUUGGCAAGAUUAACAUGCCCUGGAAAAGUGAGACCAAUGAAGGCUGCUACAUUCAAGGAAGACCCCAUGAAGAGGCCUACCAUAACUUCUUAGAGGCCAUCAAUGAGCCAGUAAAGGCGGAAAGUGUGGACAUGCAUCGUCAACAUAGCAACUUCCAUUGCAGCUUUCUAGAAGAUCAAGGCCCUGAUUGCUUGAGUGGUGACAGACAUGGACAUGAGAUGGGUGCUCCUUGCCCUAGAGGCAUCUGUGCAUUAAAGGAAGAAUCAUGUAUCGUAAAACCAGAACUUGACAUGUCCAUCAUGGAGUCCGGCCAUGGAGAACGCAAGCAGAAGAAGAGAGAUCAGAACAAAACUGCAGCUCACAGAUAUCGCCAGAGAAAAAGAGCAGAGUUCGACUCACUGGAGGAGCAGCUUCAUGGCCUUGAAGGAAGAAAUCGAGAACUUCGGGACAAGGCUGAAUCGGUGGAGCGGGAGAUCCAGUACGUCAAGGACCUUCUCAUCGAGGUGUACAAGGCCCGGAGCCAACGCCUUAAACAAGAGGCCAGUGCUUGAGCUGAGGCUUUGUAGCCUAAAAAUUUAUGAUUGUCCUGCAAGUAGAAUUGAUAGCGCUGACUAUAGAGAGUGGAUUUUAUGUUGGUCUAAUUGAAUGUCUUUUUGGAAGGGGACAAGGUGUACUUUUGCACGAUACGUUAACUAAUUAUUUACUUUUCGUUACAAACUGACAAGUCCAUUAACAGCUGCAGCACAAACUUUAACUUUUUUAAUUCCAGUUAAAAAGCGAACAAAUAUGCACUGUGAUUCUGUCAUUAAUUUAAUGACAGUCAGAUUUU